Tilletiopsis washingtonensis is the source of this 1055-nucleotide messenger RNA. RefSeq lists its product as hypothetical. Gene Ontology annotation, molecular function: RNA binding. The coding region runs from base 1 to 900 and encodes 299 amino acids. Gene Ontology annotation, cellular component: preribosome, large subunit precursor; nucleolus. Gene Ontology annotation, biological process: ribosomal large subunit biogenesis; rRNA processing; ribosomal large subunit assembly. The transcript is spliced from 4 exons. The record is from RefSeq and is a predicted model, not a curated record. NCBI's taxonomy places the organism in Eukaryota, Fungi, Basidiomycota, Exobasidiomycetes, Entylomatales.
AUGCCCGCCUCGCGCCGCGACAAGGUCAUCUCGCUCACCGCCGUGCAGAAGAAGGGGCGUCCGGCCAAGUCGAACUUGAUGGACGCCGUGCGCGCGGCCGCGCAGACGCACGCCUACAUCUGGGUGCUCAGCGUCGCGGGCAUGCGCACAAAGUACCUCAGCGAGGUGCGCGACCUCUGGAAGGGCAGCAAGAUCUGCUUUGGCCGUGUGAGAGUGAUGGCGAGAGCACUGGGAGAGACAGAGGAGGAGGAGUGCAGGGAGGGCGUCAGGGGGAUCAGCAAGCUCCUUGCCGGUCCCGUCGGCCUGCUCUUCACCGACGAGCUGCCGGCGGCCGUGAUUGACUGGUUCGACACGUACUCGCGGCAAGACUUUGCGCGCGCCGGCAACCGCGCCACGCAGGACGUCGUGCUUCCCGAGGGCCCACUGAUGAUGCGCACCGACCCGCCCGAGACGCUGCCGCACCCGCUCGAGCCGCAGCUGCGCAAGCUCGGCCUGCCGACGCAGCUCAAGCGCGGCGUGCCGACGCUGCUGCGCGAGCACGUCGUGUGCAAGAAGGGCCAGGUGCUCACUGCCGAUGCUGCUCAAAUCCUCAAGCAUCUCCUCAUCCAAGACGCGACGUUCCAAAUCGUGCCCCUGGCGCACUGGGACGCCUCGACGUCGUCCGUGACGCGCAUGGAGCUGUCGGCGGCGCAGAAGCAGGCCGUGGGCAAGCUGCACGAGCUGGGCGCCAGCAAGCGCGCGGGCAACGGCAGCCGGGCAAAGAAGCCAAAGGGCGUGCUGCUCAACGACCCGAAUGCGCCCGCAGAGAGCGAGGAGGAGGAGGAGGAGGAGGAGAGCGAUGAGGAGAUGGAGGAGGAGGACAAGGUGGAUGAGUCGAUGAUGCUGCCUGCUGGCCUCUAGGCGACUGCGUCCUGCGCCGUUCCGCAGCACUUCAUGCCUCGCCUCUUCCCCGCCGCUUCGACAUCUUCACCCUGCGCCUCGCUUUCGCUCCAUGCACAUUGUUUCUCUGCGCCCCCCAGCUAGAUUCAGAUCCCAGUAACGACUCAUUCUCGGCU